GUAUUGGAUAUGAAGUCGCAAAAUGGAUAGCAAUGAUGGGCGGGACUGUCAUAAUGGCAUGUAGAUCUGAGGAUGAUACAAUGAAGGCAAUGCGCCAAAUGGACAAAGAAUAUAAAGAGGAGAAAGAGAAAGGAACUCCUGGACUAGUAGAUGUUGCAGAACUAUCACUGGUCUUCAUGAAACUAGAUUUGUCUUCUUUCCAAUCCACUAAGGAGUUUGUUCAAGCAUAUAAAGAAUCUGGUAGACCACUCCACGUGUUAAUUUGUAAUGCUGGAAUAAGUAAAGCUAAACCAGAACAGACAAAUGACGGGUACGAGUAUAUGUUGCAGGUGAAUUAUCUCAGCCAUUUUCUUAUGAUAAGUCAGCUGUUACCUAUGAUGAAAGGGAAUGAGAGUGAAAGCAGAAUAAUUCUUGUAUCAAGUGAUGCUCACAAAUUAUGUGGAUAUAGUCUAGAAGGUAUUAACUACAAGGGAGAUCCUUCACAGUUUGGGUUUUUGGAUUAUUAUGGUAGAUCAAAGCUGUACCAGAUCAUGCAAAUGCAUUGUCUUCAUCGGCGGUUACGGAACUCAAAUAUAUCUGUUACCAGUGCGCAUCCUGGAACUGUAGAAACAAACAUAGGAGCUGAAUUUAAAGACAUGGCGGCCUACCAGAUUUUCCUCAAAUUGAACCGUCUUGUGGGUUUAAUGCGGACUCCACUUUACGGUGCCACAACUAUAAUCAACAGUGCAGUUAACCCUGAAUUAAAAUCAAUGAGUGGUGUGUAUUUUAAGGACUGUCAACCGGCAUCAACAACCUCAGUGUCAAGGGAUGAGAUAAAGCAAGAGGAAUUGUGGAAUAAAACUCUUGGAUUUUUGAAAGAACAUUUAACGGAAGAAGAAAUAUAUUGUUUAGAGGGAGCGGAUCCAUAAUUGC
Messenger RNA from Ruditapes philippinarum (Manila clam), 912 nucleotides. Its product is annotated as retinol dehydrogenase 14-like. NCBI's taxonomy places the organism in Eukaryota, Metazoa, Mollusca, Bivalvia, Venerida, Veneridae. The record is from RefSeq and is a predicted model, not a curated record.